ACUUGUUUUCUUCUCGAAUCCUACUUCCCAGUUCACACCGGCAAGAAGUGAUCUGUCGCUAACAGCUCUUUACUUCUCUCUCUACUACUUCUGUUCUUCACCUUCUUAUUGUUCUCCUCAUCGUUCUUCUUUCUUGACAAUCCAGUUCCCAAUCACAUUCUGCUUCAUCUCUUUCUCCUCUGUUUUAUAAUUGUCUUCCUUUCUUGAAAAUUUCAAGCAAAAGCUAUAAUUUUGUUUGCCAGAUCUAACCAUUAUGUCUUUUCUCAACACUUCUCCGCUACUCUGUUAGCAUUUUCUUGGUGCGCACCUACUAGUCUUUUACUUUUCUCUCAUUACGCUUACUGGGUUUUCUUUCUGAGAAAAAUGGAGAAGAAACAGGGCUUCUUCUCAGCUUUGAAGGAGGAGGUAGUGAGAGGUCUUUCACCGGGGAAAUCGAGGUCGAGGUCACGGUCACGGUCCGAGAGUCCAGCUAGAAGCAUUUCGCCGAUGGUCGGUCUUUUACUUCCUCGCCGGAGAAAGAGCCAACAGAGCAAUCAUUCUGUUUCCAACUUCCCGGAGCCGCUCAUAGGUAGAUCCGGUAGCUUCCGACCGGUCGGUGAGACUCUCGCGCCGCUAAUAGAGGGGCCUGACCCUUAUGAUGCUGCUGACGACAUCGCUGGCGCCUCUGGCGACUCGAAGAAAGAGGGAUGGGGUCAAUGGGUUCGUGGUCAGCUUUCUCGCACGCCCUCUGUUUCCUCAGCCGCUGCCGGUGGCGGAGGAAGUGGUUAUCGUCGCUCCGACCUCCGCCUUCUCCUUGGUGUCAUGGGCGCUCCCUUGGUUCCAAUCCACGUCAGCUCUCUCGACCCUUUUCCUCAUCUCAGCAUCAAGGACACCCCAAUAGAGAGUUCGUCGGCGCAGUACAUUCUUCAGCAGUACAUGGCGGCAUCCGGUGGGCUUAAGCUGCAGAGUUCCAUCCGCAACGCGUAUGCGAUGGGGAAGCUAAGGAUGGUGGCAGCGGAGUAUGAAACGGCGAAAAGGGUAACGAAGAACCGUGGCUCGCCGGUGGAGUCCGGCGGCUUUGUGCUGUGGAAAAUGGCCCCGGAUAUGUGGUACGUUGAGCUCGCCGUCGGCGGGAGCAAGGUGCACGCCGGCUCCAACGGAAAACUGGUGUGGCGUCACACUCCUUGGCUUGGCGCCCACGCGGCAAAAGGCCCCGUUCGGCCACUUCGCCGCUCUCUCCAGGGCCUUGAUCCGCUGUCCACGGCGAGCAUGUUUGCCAAUGCACGCUGCAUUGGCGAGAAGAAGAUCAACGGAGAAGAUUGCUUCAUUCUCAAGCUUUCUGCUGACCCGCAGACUCUGAAAGCGAGGAGCGAGGGAACAGCGGAGAUCAUACGGCACGUUCUUUUCGGCUACUUCAGCCAAAAAACAGGGCUUUUAGCUCACAUGGAGGAUUCCCACUUAACUCGAAUUCAAUCAACCGCCACGGGCGGCGACACUGUCUACUGGGAAACCACCAUAAACUCCUUCAUGGACGACUACCGCCCUGUCGAAGGAAUCAUGAUAGCUCACUCCGGCCGCUCUGUUGUCACCCUCUUCCGCUUCGGAGAGGAAGCAAUGAGCCACACAAAGACCAGAAUGGAAGAAGCAUGGACAAUUGAAGAAGUUGCUUUCAAUGUGCCUGGCCUUUCAUUAGAUUGCUUCAUUCCCCCAGCUGAUAUACGGUGCGGGUUAAUCAGCGAAGCCAACGAGCUGCCGCACGGAGAGAGGGGGAGGAGCAACAGCAGCAUUGCCGGAAAUCACAGAGCAAAGGUCGCAGCUUUAGAGAGAUCUCAAGAUGCAGGGGUGAGCAAUGUUGUUUGGAAAGUGGAAAUGUAACGUUGUUUAUACUUAUUAGCCGUUUCUAUUCUUUUUAGUACUUUCAAAUGAACUCACUAACUGCUAAUCUCUACAGAUUAGCAGAGUUUAAAAGCAGGGGUGUGAAGGUGUCCUCUGUAUAUCUUAACUACUUAUGCUAAUUUCUAUCGCCGAAGUGUGGGAAGAUAGCCACCACUACUACAUGACUGUUUUAGAAGUCUUUUGUUUCCUCUUUCUGCGCAAUUCGUAUUUGGUUUUAGUGUGAUUUCUAUUUUAAGUUGGUGAAUUCCUGACUUUUGUAAAAGAUUUGUGUUCUAUUGAAUGCUUCUGUGGUCUUCUUCUC
Dendrobium catenatum is the source of this 2176-nucleotide messenger RNA. RefSeq lists its product as uncharacterized. The transcript has 3 exons. The record is from RefSeq and is a predicted model, not a curated record. Bases 364 to 1854 code for a protein of 496 amino acids. Lineage: Eukaryota; Viridiplantae; Streptophyta; Magnoliopsida; Asparagales; Orchidaceae.